UGGGGGCGGGGCGUUUGCGCUCGGUUUCCUGGGCUACCCACCGCAGUGUUGGCCGUCCGCUCGUGGUAGCCCAGGACCGCCGAGCCAUGGGGACUCCUUCCGGCUUGCGGACAGACUGCGAGGCGCUGCUCAGCCGCUUCCAGGAGACAGACAGCGUACGCUUUGAGGACUUCACGGAGAUCUGGAGGAACAUGAAGUUCGGGACCAUCUUCUGUGGCAAAAUGAGAAAUUUAGAGAAGAACAUGUUUACAAAAGAAGCUUUAGCUUUGGCUUGGCGAUAUUUCUUACCUCCAUAUACCUUCCAGAUUAGAGUUGGUGCUCUGUAUCUGCUGUAUGGAUUAUAUAACACCCAACUGUGUCAACCAAAACAAAAGAUCAGAAUUGCCCUGAAAGAUUGGGAUGAAGUUUUAAAAUUUCAGCAAGAUUUAAUAAAUGCACAACAUUUUGAUGCAGCUUUUAUUUUUAGGAAGCUACGACUAGACAGAGCAUUUCAUUUUACAGCAAUGCCCAAAUUGCUGUCAUAUAGAAUGAAGAGAAAAAUUCAGCGAGCUGAAGUUACAGAAGAAUUUAAGGACCCAAGUGAUCGUGUGAUGAAACUUAUUACUUCUGAUGCAUUGGAGGAAAUGAUGAAUGUUCAUGAUCAUUAUCAGAACAUGAAACAUAUAAUUUCAGCUGAUAAGUCCAAGCCAGACAGUGCCCUCAGCUUGAUAAAGGAUGAUUUUUUUGACAAUAUUAAGAACAUAGUUUUGGAGCACCAGCAGUGGCAUGAAGAUAGAAAGAAUCCAUCUUUAAAAUCCAAAGUUAAUGAUGGAGAAGAAAAGAGGGGAGGAAAGUCACAAAAAUCAGAGGGAUGUGAAAGGGCAGAAUCAUUAGCAAAAAUAAAAUCAAAGGCCUUUUCAGUUGUUGUUCAGGCAUCCAAGUCAAGAAGGCAUCGCCAAGUCAAACUUGACUCUUCUGACUCUGAUUCUGCAUCUGGUCAAGGGCAAAUCAAUGCAACUAGGAAAAAAAGGAACAAAGAAACAUUGAAAUCGGCAGGAAGGAAGAUGUCUUCCAGAAACAAAGGUAACAUGCAGAAUGUACAUAAGGAAGAUAAAUCGUUAAGUCUGAGUAUGCCUAUAAUUACAGAAGAGGAAGAGGAGAAUGAAAGUGCUAGUGAAACAGAAUUUACUGCACUCAAGAGGAAAAGAAAACGCUGAAAAAAGAGCCUGGUAUAGUUUAAUUUUGAGAUUUCUGACAGAAGAAAAGAUUUACGUUUUGUGCAUUGAACAAGAAGACUAUAUUAAAAAUAAUCCUUCCGGUCACAUGGCAUCACACUGGAUACCUGGUUCACUGUCGGGGAUGGAGGGCCAGCUAGAAACCCAAACUGCACAUACAUAUAAUCUACUUAUAUAGUAAAUCCUCGCUUGUACCCCACAACUCUAAAAGGUUAAAUAAAUAUGUGGCAAUGCCUUAACACAGUUCUAGAAUGAAAGUACAAAAAAUUAGAGUAAGAAUGUACUCUCAAACUUAAUUUUAACAUUCAUGAACUAUGCAUAAAUGGAGAUUAAAUUUAGUAUAUAAUAGAAAUAAUUUUGUUACUUGCAGAUUGUUAGUAGUUCCUGUAACUUCUUGUGAUAUUAUAUUGUCUUAAUUUAAUUUGCUAGUACUGUUCUGUCUUAUUUAAAGUCUUUUUUCUUCAGAUACUAAUUUUAUUACAUGCAAAUAACUAAUAUUUUGUAUCUGUAGUCUGGCAAUGGAUUUGUUUGUGAUGUGUAUUUACUAUUUUGUAUAUUGUAUGGUUCAGUGCAAUAAAGUUUUUGCUUUGUCUUAUUUUUGAA
Messenger RNA from Carlito syrichta (Philippine tarsier), 1817 nucleotides. RefSeq names its product small nuclear RNA activating complex polypeptide 1 (gene SNAPC1). The record is from RefSeq and is a predicted model, not a curated record. Gene Ontology annotation, biological process: snRNA transcription by RNA polymerase III; snRNA transcription by RNA polymerase II. The transcript has 10 exons. Gene Ontology annotation, cellular component: snRNA-activating protein complex. NCBI's taxonomy places the organism in Eukaryota, Metazoa, Chordata, Mammalia, Primates, Tarsiidae. The coding region runs from base 87 to 1196 and encodes 369 amino acids. Gene Ontology annotation, molecular function: sequence-specific DNA binding.